CUGCUUUAGCUCUCGGUGUUUGCCGUCGCUCAGCGGGGCGAUGCUCGCCUUCUGACCGCUGAACAGCGGGGCAGCGCGGCGGAUUCAGCAGCUCGGACUCGCGUGGAACUUACCUCCGGCGGGUGAACCGUAAAUGUUGGCGUUAACGGCGGCACAGCAGCCCGCAGAACGGCGGGUUUAGCGCUUUUACACCAGCGCGUGUUUUUCAAACGCAGAACAACUGGAGUCCAUUUAGAGCAAAACCAGGAACCAUGUUGGCCAAGAAGGUCCGGACAGAGUACAUGAAGAAGUUCAGAGACCCCAAAUGGGAGACCUUCUCCAAGUGUUACGAGGACUCCCUGAAGUACCGGCUGACCCGCAGGGUGAUGGAGCAUUCCCACAAGCCCUGGUUCUGGGAGGGCUGGGACAGCGGCUCCGACUCCAGCGGCUGGUCCACUCCCAAACUCACCCGGAACAGAGUGGCUCCGCUCUCUCUUCCUCCCCCUCCAGCAUCCUCCUCGGAGGUCAAGCAGAGGCUCCUGGACCUGAAGCCGAAGGUUCGCUCCGAAGAGGAGGAGGAAACGGGAGAACGGGAGCCAGUGGAGGUCCAGGAAGGAGUCAUCGUGGAGAACGGCGUGAACGGCGCCAGUGAGGCUUUGGAAACCGUGGCGCCGAUCGCCAGCGGGCCUUCGGACGAGGCGGCAACAGACAACGGGCCGGCCGACUCGGCGUCCUCUGACGGAGAGCCGAGGAACCCGGCGCCACGGAGACGGCAUCGGCGCCGGGUCCCUCGCUCUGAGCCAACGCAGCAGACCGGUUCCCAUGACGACAAGCCAGCCGGCAUCAAGAAACCCCGAGCCAAGAGCCAACCGCCGCUCAGCACCAAGGAGAGCCGGAGAGCGUCCAGCCGUCUGGACUGGAGCGAGAGGAUGACGGAGAGCCGCACGUUCGACGCCUGCGCUCACACCCGCCGCGAGUCGGACAAGCGCGCCCCCAACCCGGACCGGCGCCGGGCCCGGUCGGCGGACCUGGAGAAGAUGAGGCGGACGCAGCUGACGGCGGCGGACGACCGCUGGACGACGGAGUACAUGCGCUGCUUCUCCGCCCGGGUCAGGUAGAGACGGAUCCGCCCGGACUCCCGGAAACGGCCCGUUCUGACCCGGAAGCAGAGAUCCGAAGCUGUUUUGAAGUGCGAGCGCCUCAGAGGAGCUCAGGAAGUGGGCGGAGAUUCCAGUUUAAAUCUAAACUCGGCAGAUUCUUCACGUUUUAUUCCUCCAAAGAUUUAACAAAAAUACUGUUGCAAAAUGUCCAAAGCUUCAAAUGUUUCAAAUUCAAAUAUAAAAAAGGAGAGUUUUUAUUUGUUUUAGCCUCUCAGUUCAGAGAUUUAAAAAUAAAAGUUCUGUCAGAUGAAAAUGAAACCACGUUAAAAACAUUUGAACAGAAAAAUUUGGUCAAAACGAUUUGUUUGUAGAGACCUUUGGGAUCCUUUUCAGGGUUUUUGAUCAGAUAAACACUUUAUAAUGUUUGUGAUGUUGAUCUGCAUAAUAUUUAAUGUUUAUUGUAAACCUACUGCUUAAAUUUGAUAACUAUUUUCACUGCAGCCUGAAGAAUCUGUUUGUUAAACCUAAAUUUUCUGAGUGAAAAACAGCAAGAAUGAAGGGGAUUCCGCGCCACCUAGUGGGCGAAGGUGGUAACGACAUCUCUCUGAGGAAAACCUUUUAGUUUGAAAUUAAUUCAUGAAGAAAAAGGAGGUAAAAUAAUUUACUUUAAAGAUCCUUUCAGUCAAAACAAGAAUUGUUUGUAGUUUCAACUUUAAAAAUGUGAAUUUUUGUCCACGUUUUGCUUCUGAAAACGUUCUAGAAACGUCCCAAAUCUUCUGCUGGUCUUCACACUUCUAUGCAUCAUCUUUCAGGAUGUGCAGGUCGUCCUUCAGUCCUGAUGCUCCGAUCCCGUUUCCUCAGAUUUUUACUUCAGUUUCUUCUGACUUCAGCUGAAUGUUGGUGUUUUAGAAAUCUUUUCUCACGUUAUUUUGAAAAGCGAGCUCCGUCACUUCCUGAAUGUACUUCAACCCUCAGCAUGAUAGAAAUCACAGAUGAGUUUUGUUUGGUUUUUGUUGUUUUACUGUCAACUUUGAAGCUUCUAAAGGCAGCUGAAUGUUCGUGCAGCUCAGAGGACCAAACCAGACCGUUUUAUUUCACCUUUACCAGCUCCACUUUCUGAGGGAUUUUCACACCAAAAACCGAUUUAAAGAUUUAUUAUAAACUCAGACUAAUUAUUUAAUAUCACUUGAGACUGUUAUUCAUUUCGGAGUUUGGGUUUCGUGUUUUUAUUAUAAAGAUGAAUUCAUACUUUGCUGCUUAUAAACAUUUUUAGCACUUGUUGUGGUUUAUUUAUGGGAACAUGUAAAUGUUAGGACUUUCUAGACUUGAACUGGAUCAUUCCUUCAACGUUUUGUGAUUUCUUUUGAACAUUUUCUUGUUCUCUUCUGGACUUUUGCUGCUGAGACUUCAUGCUUCUCUUUUAUAAAUGUUUUAUGAAGAUUCAAACAAGCAGAUAAAAACGUUUUAGGUUUCUAACUAAUCUGAUAAAGAUGCAGAACUUUAGUUUCCUGAGGACUCGGCUUCUCGUUUGUUCCAGGAUGUUUUUCCAGACUGUUUCAGUCUUUUUCCUCCAAUCACAGUCGACGGCUUUAGGAUCCUCCAGAACCUGGGGUCUGGGUUUGGACUCUGAGACGGGUGAAGAUGUUCUGGAUCACUAAGACGUGGUUUAGAUUCAGUCAGGAGCCGAGUCACAGAUUCUUCUGCUUGUUUGAGUGAUGAAGGAGAGCUUCAGUUUCCCUCCAUUGAUCACAUCUGUUGGGUCGUGGGGGGCUGUGGUGCAGCGGUUUGGUGUCGUGGUGAAGUGUUGGAUUCCCGUGUUGGUUUGUGUUUGUAACUAAAGAUUGUCUCACUGAGGGCUAACUUUCAAACGUUUCAAGUGUUGAUAAAAAAACUUGCAGCGAAUGUCGACGUACAGCAGAACCUCCAGAAUCUCAACUUGCACUUUUUUCACCGUUUUUCUCUUCACACACUAAAACAAAUUUAGUUCAUGAACAUUUUUUCUGUUUGUCUAAACAUGAAAAACUAAAAAAUGACUUUAAAUGAACUUUAUCAAGAUUGUUUCUUUAUAACUUGACGACAGAUUUUCUGUUUUACUGCAUUAAAUGAGACUAAAAUCUGAUAUAAAUCAAAGAAAUUAUGAAUAUUUUAUGAUACUGAAAGAAUCCAGAAUUAGUUUUAACUUUCAAUAAAUGUACAGAUGUCGAUUAAAAAAUGAAAUAUUUUGAUGUAAUGUUUAAAAAACACUCCAUAAACCCCUCCUGCUUCCUGCUGGGCGGGGCUUGUGAAUGAUUGACAGGAGAACACCUGAAUGUUGACAAUCAGUUCAAACCGAAGAGAAACGUUUGUGGUCCUGAAUCCUGUUGUCUCACUCAUGUUUACACGGCUGAAGACAUGUAAACAAUGUUUGUUCUCAAGUGAUGCUGUGAAUAAAUGAUAUAAAGAAAAUCAA
Messenger RNA from Oryzias melastigma (Indian medaka), 3528 nucleotides. RefSeq names its product centriole, cilia and spindle-associated protein a (gene ccsapa). NCBI's taxonomy places the organism in Eukaryota, Metazoa, Chordata, Actinopteri, Beloniformes, Adrianichthyidae. Gene Ontology annotation, molecular function: microtubule binding. Gene Ontology annotation, biological process: regulation of mitotic spindle assembly. Bases 252 to 1097 code for a protein of 281 amino acids. The transcript has 4 exons. The record is from RefSeq and is a predicted model, not a curated record. Gene Ontology annotation, cellular component: cytoskeleton; ciliary basal body; spindle.